UCGUUGUAUUAAAUCAUUAGUUUUAUUCAAAUCAAGUGAUUUGUCAGUAAACAGGAGUCAAAUCAUAACUAAAUUAUUUUUAUUUAAUUCAUUGACUACAACAACGACGACCACAUCUGUGAAAAUAUCAGCACAAAUGGGGAAAAGAGCUAUUCUUUUGGGAUGUUUUGAGAAGAAUGAGGACAAAGAAAAAUAUUUGUUAACAGAAAACGCCACCAAAUUUGAUGAGACAGUCGAUGGCAAACUCAGUGAUGCCAUCAAUGUUAUUGGUCCUCUGAAGAAAAACAAGUGUCGAGUCUUUUACGGGUUAAGUCCAACACAUCCAGUGGUGGCUGUGGUUGGUUUGGGACCAAACAAUGCCGGUUAUAAUGAUUCUGAAGAGAUAGAUGAAGACCGCGAGAAUAUCCGGUCAGCCAUCUCUGUUGGCACUCGUACUUUGCGAGACUUGGGAUCUAUUGACCAAAUCGAUGUCGAUGAUUGUGGUGACGGUGUAGCGGCCGCUGAGGGCAGUCAUCUGAUUCUUUAUAAUUAUGAUGAACUUAAAGGGGAAUCAUUAAAGAAGUCUAACGUUAACUUAAAUCAUUUAAACGUUUCCAAAGACCCCGAAGCGGAACUUAAAUGGAAUUACGGCCUAACUCUGGCCAAAGGACAGAACAUUACACGUAGACUAAUGGAAACGCCAGCGAAUCUCAUGACUCCGACCCGAUUCGGGAAUAUAGCUGUCGAAGAAUUAAGCAAAUUGGGAGUUAAGGUUCAUAUCAGAGAUAGGGCGUGGGCUGAAAGCCAGAAAAUGGGAUCAUUUCUAAGUGUGGCCAAUGGAUCAGAUCAACCACCGAUAUUUCUCGAGAUGCAUUACAAUAAUGCUCCCAAUACUAAACCAAUAGUAUUUGUGGGUAAAGGUAUCACCUUCGACAGCGGUGGCAUCUCAUUGAAGCCAUCUCUCAAUAUGGACAAAAUGAGGGCCGAUAUGGGAGGUGCUGCUAAUGUUUUUGGUACUAUCUAUACAUUGGCUUCUCUUAAAGCAUCAGUCAAUAUAAUUGGUUUGACUCCAUUGACUGAGAAUAUGCCGAGCGGUAAGGCAACUAAACCGGGAGAUGUUGUAUUUGCUAUGAAUGGAAAAAGCAUUCAAAUUGACAAUACAGAUGCUGAGGGACGGCUUGUGUUGGCCGAUGCUCUGUGUUAUGCACACAAUUUUGAGCCGCAAUUGAUUCUAGAUAUUGCCACUCUUACUGGUGCUAUGAAAGUGGCAUUGGGAGCAGCAAUGGUCGGAGUAUUCUCCACAUCUACUAAACACUAUAAUCUUUUGCAAAAGUGUGGCGUACAGACUGGUGAUCGAGUUUGGCGAAUGCCUAUAUUGUCACACUUUACUAAACAGAUCACCGAUAGUGCCACAGCUGACCUCAACAAUAUAGGUGGUGCCGGUCAGGGUGGUGCAUGUGUUGCCGCCGCAUUUCUCAAAGAGUUUGUCACUAAUCCAAAUUGGAUGCAUUUAGACAUCGCUGGUGUUAUGGAUAACAAAGAUGAUGUCUCUUAUUUGGGUAAAGGUAUGUCUGGACGUCCGAUGAGAACUUUGGUUUAUUUUGCAAAAGCAUUCUUCAACAAUGAGUUGAACUAAUUAUUUUAAUUAGUAUCAUAUAAUGAAAUAUUUCUAUAUUUCCUUUAAAUGAAAAAUGAUUUUAAUAAAAUUGAA
Molecule: messenger RNA, 1690 nt
Organism: Oppia nitens
Lineage: Eukaryota; Metazoa; Arthropoda; Arachnida; Sarcoptiformes; Oppiidae
Product: cytosol aminopeptidase-like
Exons: 6
Coding region: 137-1615 (492 amino acids)
Biological process (GO): proteolysis
Cellular component (GO): cytoplasm
Molecular function (GO): manganese ion binding; metalloaminopeptidase activity
Source: RefSeq, a predicted model, not a curated record